UAAAAGGCUCCAGACCAGGUGAGCUUUGAAGACGUUUGUUAUUUUGUCUUUCCGGAUGAAUGCAAACAUCUCCUUUCUGUCUCUUUCUCUGUAUAAAGUGUAGUGUUUGGAGGGCCAACAGCCCCUUGCUGAGUUGGUGGCAAUCAUUGUUUCUCUGCAGCAUUAACCACAUUCCACAAGGGCGCAGCGCAUCCCGUCUCCAUCCCCCGCAUUCCUUUAUCGCGAACGAGUCCCCCCCACCACCACUGCCACUGGAAAAAAAACACUUUUUUAACCCUCCAUUUCCUCCUCUCUCAAACACGCGUCCGUGGUUUGUGUCUUUUUUUUUUUAAUUCUCUUUGGGUCCACUUUGUUCUCCACAUGAGUGCGCGUAGGCAGAAAUGUAGAACUCCAAAGUGAGGUGAAAUUCCUCCGCGCAGCGCGCCAUUGACUGUAAGGACCUUUCAACUUAACAAGAAAAAAAAAAACUCAAGUUGACAAACCGUCGCGCUUGAGAGAGUUUUUUUAAGCGGCCACGGCGGAAGUCUUGCGGACGGCAAUGCCGACAUUAGCACCGCCACAUUUUCCUUUUUGUCUGUGUUUUGCUUCCCAAAUGGAGCUCAGCUAGAGGUCCGCUUUGCUAGCUCGCAACUUGUUUCCGGACUACAAAAAAAACAUGGACGACUACCAGCAAGAUAUGGCUCUCCGGGCCAGCCAAAUGAUGGACGAGCUCUCCCUGUACGACGGAAUGUACGCCGCCGGUAGGGACCUGGUGAUCGGCCACGAUUUGGACUUCUCGCCGCCACCGGGCGAGUGCGGCAGGAGCGCGAUGAAUGGCACCGCUGUGCUCCAGCAGCAGCAUCACACCGUGGAGAACUUCACCACCGGGAAUAAAGUCUACACCGCGGCUCCGGUGAGGCCGGUCAAGUGCAGUAGGACCGUGCCUGUGGAUUUCUGCGCCCCGCAAAGAGAGGUGGACUACGGCGAGGAGGGCUGCUGCAAGUCCGAGGUGGCUCUGCCGUGCUACACCGGCGUCUCCGAGAGGCAGCGGAGAUACUCACUGGAGGUGCACAGGUACAGCACCGGCUCCGCCUUUGACGCCCUCCACAAGCCGUUGCCUCUGCCCGGCAACAGGUGCAACAGCAUGUGCAUCGACGGGAGGCACGGCGCCGCCAGCCCCCGCUCCAGCCUGGCGUCCUCCGUCUCCUCCCAGGACCAGAGCAAGCACGCCAGCCCCAGGUCGAGCAUCAGCAGCCCGCGGGCGAGCCUGGUGGUGCCCGCCCAAGAUCGCUACACUAACAGUCCCAGGUCCAGCUUGGUGCACUGCGAGGGUUCCAGCGUGAUGAGUCCCAGGUCCAGCUAUGCAAGCACGGCCAGCGACACCAGCAAGCACUCCAGCCCCAGGACAAGCCUCAACAGCUGCGACUGCUGCAGCAAGCCCAGCAGCAACCGGACCAGCGGCAUCAGCAUGGGCUACGACCAGAGACACACCAGCCCUAGGUCCAGCACAGCCAGCCAGUACUCCUUCACCACCAGCCCCAGAUCCAGCUACUCGGACUCACGGUACGGGCCAGCGGCUAGGGAUGAUUUCGAAGGGGCCAUCCUGCAUGCGGCUCCACUCAUGGCCAGCCCGAGAUCCAGCUUCUGCAGCCAGGAAGGGAGCUCCAGACCUGGGGCGAGUGCCAACUGCGUGCUCAGCCCGCGCUCCAGCAUCUCCAGCCACAGCUCGAGAAGCUCCCGCAGCUCCAGGGGGUCUAUGAGCACCUACCCGGACCUUCAGCUGCCCUCCCCCAGGGCAUCCAUACUGGCGGGACAUGAUGACUCUCUGAUGCAGGAGAUCGGGGACUCAAACGGGAUACACAGUCGCCUCCAUCUCCAGGAGAACACCCUAGAAAUGACCUCUGGUUCAUCGUUGGGCAACAGCCUCACGGCCUCCAAAACGUCCUUGGCGGGGCAGAGGUUCAAGCUGCCCUAUCAGGUGACCCCGAGCCGGGAGAGUGGCCCGAGCCAGGCGGAGAGGCGGCUGGAGGCGCUCACCUUGGAGCUGGAAAAGGAGCUGGAGAUGCACAUGAAGAAGGAAUACUUCGGUAUCUGCGUCAAAUGCGGCAAAGGCGUGUACGGAGCGAGCCAAGCCUGCCAGGCCAUGGGGAACCUGUAUCACACCAACUGCUUCACCUGCUGCUCUUGUGGGAGACGACUGAGAGGGAAAGCCUUCUACAACGUCAACAGCAAAGUCUACUGCGAGGAGGACUUUCUGUACUCUGGGUUCCAGCAGACGGCUGAGAAGUGCUUCGUGUGCGGUCACCUCAUCAUGGAAAUGAUCCUUCAGGCGCUGGGCAAGUCCUACCAUCCAGGCUGUUUCCGCUGCGUGGUGUGCAAGGAGGGUCUCGAUGGCGUGCCGUUCACCGUGGACGUGGAGAACAACAUCUACUGUGUCAAAGACUACCACACGGUUUUUGCUCCCAAGUGUUCCUCCUGCAACCAGCCUAUUCUUCCAGCUCAGGGCUCUGAGGAGACCAUUCGAGUGGUCUCAAUGGACAAGGACUACCACGUGGAGUGUUACCACUGUGAGGACUGCGGCCUCCAGCUAAACGACGAGGAGGGCCACCGCUGUUACCCGCUGGACGCCCACCUGCUCUGCCACGGCUGCCACAUCCACCGGCUGCAGUCCCAGGUUCCCUCGCAGCCGCCCCCCAGCUACCCCCUCCACGUCACUGAGCUGUGAGGGAAAAGGGGCAAAACGACGUGGAUCGGAAACCCCCCUAGGUGCCCCUUGACGCCAACCUGCGCAGCGGUGCCUGGGCGUUGGACUCACGCCCGCUGCUCCCAACUCACAUGCCAGGGCUUGAAGGCUGCUCCCCCUCCAACUGUGCCCCCGUGUUAACCCCGAGGGCCCCCUUCGCAGUUGACGUCAUGCCUCCUGAACCUCGCAUGGGGCCACUGGCUCUGCGCUCUUCAUUUCGCCACAUUUCAAAGGCCGCCCACCCCCGGGGGGCCGCUGGCUGUAGUCGCUGGCUGGACCGGACAGGCCCGGUGCGGCCAUGCUGUGCCUUCAGAGCGGGCUCUUCGUGCUGCCGCUAACACUGACAUGAGCUAACGGCUGUGUUGGUGUCCCCGCCGCCCCCUGAACAGAGCCCCUGCCCCCAACGUUCCACGUAGAAGACGUGCAGAGAUUCACAAGGCGUGUCUUAAUGAAUACUAUCUACAUACUGUAUACGGUGUAUGAAUAUAAAUCUAUAUGUUGCACAUGUUUUCCACGUAGAUGCUUCACCACCAUUCUGCUCACGUGACAUUCCUUGGUUGGAGCAAAACCUUCCAAAUGUUCUUUUAUUACCAGACGUUCAAUCACGGCGGGGCCGUUUUUUUAAUUUUUGGAGGCUUAAAACAUAAAAAAAACAUUUCAUGAUAACUCUUAAGUAACUCCAACGGUACAACUUUUAGAGGCUUUUUGGCCAUUUAUUUAAAAUACAACAUUUUGGUAGUUGCCUGGAAAAAGCAACAUAGAAAUUAGAAAAAGCACUCGGAGUGCGCAGACCUCCGCCAUAGCGCCAUAGCCCCCCCCCACCCCCAUAUUGUGAUUCCCACCAUAAAUAUUAGUCCUACAUUGAUUUUAUCUACAUAUUUAGAUUCCUUGACCAUGAAAACAAGGGUUUGAAUGACUUAAAGAAUGCUAACAUGCUAACGUUAGCAUGCUUACACCUAGCUUUUAUAAGUGCCUACCUCUGAAAAUGCUAAAAAUGUUAGUAUAAUUAUGUUACCAUUCUAACAUUAGCAUGAUAGCACCUAGCAUGAUAGCGCUACAUGUCUGCUUGAGUUCACAUUCAUGAAAAUCGCAAAAAAUGCUAGUAUGCUCACGUUAGCAUGUUAAGCAUCAUGGUGUCUACCUAUGAAAAUAGCUAAAAGUGAUAUUAAUAUGCUAAUAUUAGCAUACUAGCAAUGCUAACAUAAUUUUAGCAUGAUAACACUUAGCAUAAUAGCGCUAAUUGGUUCUAUAAGUACCUACCUCUGAAAAUGCUAAAAAUGUUAGUAUAAUUAUGUUAGCAUGCUAACACCUAGCAUAAUAGCACUAAGUGUCUGCUUAAGUUUAGAAUCACAAAACAGUAAUGCUAACAUGCUAACAUUAACAUGCUAACACUGAACAUAAUAGCGUCUACUGAAAAUGGCUAUAAAUGCUACUAAUGUUAGCAUGCUAGCAAUAGUGCUAAGUGAUCAUUGCAGUGGCUACCCAUGAAAAUGGCUAAAAAUGCUACUAUGCUAUUAGCUUGCUAGCAAUGCUAACAUUAGCAUGCUAACAUCUAAUAUGGUAGUGGUGUUUAUAUAUGUGUCUACCCAUGAAAAUAUAUAUUUUUUAAAUGUUAAUAUGCUGACACCUAGCAUGAUAGCACAAUUAACCGGGACGGCUAAAUGUCCCAAAGUGCUCUGACCAUUUUUUAUAUGCACAAAUGCCGAAAAUGGUCCUAUCUCACAUUGUUAAAUAAUCCUUUAAGAAAAUUCCUGGAUCCAGACGGUGAUCCAUAUCACCCCCAAAAUGUAAUCAGUUCUUCCAUAUCCCAUUUCCGAAAAUUCCUGAAACGUUUUAUCAGAUUCAUUCACAGCUUUUCAAGAUAUUUUGAACGCAGACAGACAACCAAGCAGCACAUCGUGCGUUUUGCGAGGCCAAAAUGCGCGCAUGACGUUGCCAACUAGUGGCCUGGCAUGCAUAUCGCAGCACUUUUUUAGUGGCUUUCCAAGACAAAACAGUCAAUUUAGCUUUUCAGUGUGAAGAUUUUUGCCUUUUGCUGCUAAAUGAAGAGCGACUUGAGCUCCUGCGACUGGUUCGCUUGGUAGUAUCAAUUCUCCGUGACGAGAUUAUUUACAAAAAUGUUGACUUUGUCUCCGCAGCAAAUUCCAUGCAAAGCAAAGCACACUUGUUUGACCCAAAACAGUUAAAAGGUUGCCAUAGGCGCCUCCUGUGCCAUCCGUCUGGUACUAAAAGAGCAAGAAGCUGUUUGUCAAACCUUAAUCUGGACGUUUAGUCACCUAAUGAUUCAACUUUGUGGCUCUCUCGAUUUCUUUUUUACAUUUAAAAACAGAAAGACCUCGGAGCUGCUGGUCCCGCCCGAGGAUUUUUUAAAAAAUGCGUCGUUGCCACUGCUGGUGGGAACAUGAGACAUUAGAAUGUCAACCUUUGCUUUUUUGUCCUUUUAAUUGGCACUUUUUCCAAUCGCCAGUUUACGUGCUGCACCGCCAUGCCCACAUGAACGAGCACUAGCGGCUGGACCGCGACCCGCACCUCGUGGAACCCUAAAAUGGACCAACAUCACACAGCACACACGUCACAAACCUCCGCCAAGGCUUCCAUAUGACUUCACACCUGGCGCACACGCCGAACAUUUCCUUUCAAGGAAUGACACGUCAUCGUUGCUACAUGAUGUGGUAUGCUUUGGAUCUUGGCCAAGGAGAUUCUGCUUCUUCUUUUUUUCGUUUUGUUACACCACAACACAUUUUUAAUCAUUUUAGUACCGUAAAUAAAGUGAAGCCCAAAAUAAUUAUUCACACCAUGGUCGAAUUUUUAAGUGAUUUGUCACCCAGAGCUGAAAAAACACCAGAAAUAAAAAUAGAAAAUUUAAUUGCAAUUUUUAUAGUUUAAAAAAAAAAAAUUGAAAAGCUCCAGAACACUUUUAAAGGGAGAUAUUUAAAAUUUUUAAGAGAAAUAUUGAAUGUAUGAAUCAUUUUAGGGCAUGAAAUGUUUUGUCAAAAUUCAGAUAAUUUUUUUUUGCGCCAUUUCUAAUACAUAUACAGGAUUCUUCAUUUUUUAAAUAAAAAUGAAUGAAUUAAUCAAAAUAUCCUUAAAUCAAUUCUUAACCCUUAAAUGUAUGAAUAAUAUUAGUAUAGAAGUGUGUUUGUUUGGUCAUUUUUAUCAUGUAUAAUAUGGAAAUGUUUAAAUAUUUACUAAAAUAUUUCACAAAAAAUAUAUAAAUGGCAGCUACCUUUUUGGCCAAUUAUAAAAUAUGUGUAUUUUUGACAUCAAAAUAGUGGAAAUAUGCUUACAGUAGAUGCUUACAAACUGCUAUGUGACGUUAGUCCCUGAAAACUGUGAGGGCAUAUUUAGAGGGUAUUCAUCAUUUCAGAGCAUGGAUAUUUUUGUCAAAAUGAAAAAAAAAUUACAUUUAAAUAUGAUUUUUUUCACCAUUUUAGAAAUAUAUACUAAAAAAACAAAAAAAAAUCAAAAUUAAUUUAAAAAUUCUUCAUUUCUGACGCCCAAACACAUGAAUAAUAUAAUAAAACUUAGACUUAGACAGACUUUAGUGAUCCAUGAGGGAAAUUGCUUGGUCACAGUAGCUCAAUCGCAGAAGAAAAACACAAACACUCUUCAAUAAAAUGCAAUGCAAUAUGAAUAAAAUAUCAUGAAAUAAAAAGAAUGUAAGCUAAAUACAAAUAAUAUGAAUAUAUAAGUAAUAGUGUGUAGAAAUGUGGUAAAUGCAAGUAAAUGUGCACAAGAGGGCAGACAGUACAGCGCAAUAAUGAUGUGAAUCAUCUUUUGCAGACAGGUGAGGUAUUGUAGCGCCGCAUGGCGCGUGGAAUAAAUGGUCCUGUAGCGUUUACUGUGGGAACGGAACUGGACGAGUCUGUUGGAGAAGGAGCUCGGUUGUCCAUGAUGAAGAGCACUUUGUCCCGUGUAUUUUUGUCAAAAUGCCCCCAAAAAUUUAAAUUGAAAUAUAUAUGUAUAUAUAUUUUUACCAUUUAUGAAAUACAUAAUUUUUUAAAAUCAAUAUUAAUUAAAAAACUCUUCAUUUCUAACCCCCAAAUUUAUGAAUAAUAUAAUAGAAAUAUUUAAUUGAAAAUCGAUAUAAAUAACAGCUAAUGUUUCAAUUAUUUGUUUGGCCAGUUUGACAGUAUUCUGUUUUUUUUUUCAUCAAAAUUGUGGAAAUAUGCUUCAAUGGUUUCCUAUAUGACAUUAGUCCCUAAAAACUAUUUUUACAUGAUAUUAUUUAGAGAGUAUUAAUCAUUUUAGGGCAUGAAUAUCAAAAUCAAAACAUUUAAAUAGGAAUAUAUUUUUUUUUUACCGUUUAGGAAAUAUUUUUUUUAAAUAAAAAAUAAUAUAAAAUAAUCAAAAUAUCCUUAAAUUAAUUAAAUAUAAAUAUAAAUGUAUUUGAUCAUUUUCCUAAAAUAUUAUUGAAUAUAAAAAUGUGAAAAUAUUUUAUAUAAAUAUUUAAUUAAAAAUAAAUAUCGCAUCUAUUGUUCGCAGUACUUUUUUUUUUCCAGCCGAUAUAUUUUUUUACCCAUCAAAAUGGUGCAAAUAUGCUCUGAUGACAUCCGAACCGCUAUGAAAGGAACAAAAAGCCAAACUGUAGCAAACACAUUUCCUUGGCGGAGGUAAGACAAGCACACACGGCAGCCCACUCGCAUCCAUCGUGCUUGUGUCGCGUUCAAACAGCUCAUUCUCUGAUUGGCUAAAAUAAACACUGGCGCUGCCUCUCACAUGAUGAUGAUGCUGGGGACCCCCCCACCCCCCCAUGAGUACUACUGAACGUGUCCACACAGCAACUAGAGUACGUGACAGGAUGUGAUGGAAUGUAACACAGAUGAUCAUUGAUAUCGGACGUGCGUCGCUCGCUCACUCGUGCUUUACUUGAACAGCCAAGCAGACGCUCACCUCUGACCCCCGCCCCCAUUGAAAGAGACCCCGCCUUCCCUUAAUCCUUAAACACUAGCACACUCCUAGCUUCCGUGUACAUAAAGAGUCUAGUUUUGUAUUUUUUCAUGGCCAAAAGAAAGCGAAAGAGGAAGCACACGUCGCAUGACGCCUGUUGUCACAUAUCGUUUUUAUGUUUGGUUUUGUAUCUUGACUAUUAUUACCUAGAGGGAACAAAAACAACUAGAUCUAUUUAUCUAAACGUGAAAAAAGUCUAAAGUUAUUUAAUGUAUUAAAACAAAAUCAAGAUGAUGUAUCAUUUAACUGUAGAGGACGUAAUCUGAUAUUCAAUAAAGUGCUUUUCUAGCUAACUGCAAGAGGUCGCUGUGUGUGUGUGUGUGUGUGUGUGUGUGUGUGUGUGUGUGUGUGUGUGUGUGUGUGUGUGUGUGUGUGUGUGUGUGUGUUGUUGUCUUCUAUGCAAUGUAACAGAGCUCACCUCACUCUCUCUCUCUCUCACGCACAUUGAGUCACAGGGUGGGACGCUGGCUCACAUAAAGGCUGCUUUGUGCCCCAAACGUCCACGCUGUCAACCAACACCGCAGAGUUCCUGCAAUCA
Molecule: messenger RNA, 8210 nt
Organism: Dunckerocampus dactyliophorus (ringed pipefish)
Lineage: Eukaryota; Metazoa; Chordata; Actinopteri; Syngnathiformes; Syngnathidae
Product: Wilms tumor protein 1-interacting protein homolog
Exons: 8
Coding region: 656-2704 (682 amino acids)
Biological process (GO): regulation of DNA-templated transcription; cytoskeleton organization; negative regulation of hippo signaling
Cellular component (GO): adherens junction; P-body; transcription regulator complex
Molecular function (GO): transcription corepressor activity
Source: RefSeq, a predicted model, not a curated record